Messenger RNA from Otolemur garnettii (small-eared galago), 2018 nucleotides. RefSeq names its product prostaglandin-endoperoxide synthase 2 (gene PTGS2). The coding region runs from base 129 to 1943 and encodes 604 amino acids. The transcript has 10 exons. The record is from RefSeq and is a predicted model, not a curated record. Gene Ontology annotation, molecular function: oxidoreductase activity, acting on single donors with incorporation of molecular oxygen, incorporation of two atoms of oxygen; heme binding; peroxidase activity. Gene Ontology annotation, biological process: cyclooxygenase pathway; response to oxidative stress. Lineage: Eukaryota; Metazoa; Chordata; Mammalia; Primates; Galagidae. Gene Ontology annotation, cellular component: cytoplasm; neuron projection.
ACGACUAGCAGGGAGCGUCAGGAGCACGCCCAGGCCUCCGCAGCAGACCCUCCUUCAGCCCCGACGCCAGACGCCCAGACGGCUCCGCCUCCGCCGUCCGCACCCUGCCCGCCGCCGCCGCCGCCGCGAUGCUCGCCCGCGCCCUGCUGCUCUGCGCGGCCUUGGCGCUCAGCCAAGCAGCAAAUCCUUGCUGUUCCAACCCAUGUCAAAACCGAGGUGUAUGUAUGACCGUGGGAUUCGACCAGUAUAAGUGUGAUUGUACCCGGACAGGAUUUUAUGGUGAAAACUGUUCAACACCUGAAUUUCUGACAAGAAUAAAAUUAUUACUGAAGCCCACGCCAAACACAGUGCACUACAUACUCACCCACUUCAAGGGAGUCUGGAACAUCGUCAAUAACAUUCCCUUCCUCCGAAACACAAUUAUGAGAUAUGUGUUAACAUCCAGAUCACAUCUGAUUGAUAGUCCACCAACUUAUAAUGUACACUACGGCUACAAAAGCUGGGAAGCCUUCUCUAACCUCUCCUAUUAUACCAGAGCCCUUCCUCCUGUGGCCGAUGACUGCCCAACUCCCCUGGGUGUGAAAGGGAAGAAGGAGCUUCCUGAUUCAAAAGAGGUUGUGGAAAAACUUCUUCUAAGAAGAAAGUUCAUCCCCGAUCCCCAGGGCACAAAUUUGAUGUUUGCGUUCUUUGCCCAGCAUUUUACCCAUCAAUUUUUCAAGACAGAUAUUGCACGAGGACCAGCUUUCACCAAAGGGCUAGGCCAUGGGGUGGACUUAAAUCACGUUUAUGGUGAAACUCUGGAUAGACAGCAUAAACUGCGCCUCUUCAAGGAUGGAAAAAUGAAGUAUCAGAUAAUUGAUGGAGAAGUGUAUCCUCCCACAGUCAAAGAUACUCAAGCAGAGAUGAUCUACCCCCCUCACGUCCCUGAACACCUGAAGUUUGCUGUGGGGCACGAGGUCUUCGGUCUGGUGCCCGGUCUGAUGAUGUACGCCACAAUCUGGCUUCGGGAACAUAACAGAGUGUGCGACGUGCUUAAGCAGGAGCAUCCAGAAUGGGAUGACGAGAGGUUGUUCCAGACCACCAGGCUGAUACUGAUAGGAGAGACGAUUAAGAUUGUGAUUGAGGAUUAUGUACAGCACCUGAGUGGCUAUCACUUCAAACUGAAGUUUGACCCAGAGCUGCUUUUCAACCAACAAUUCCAGUACCAAAACCGUAUCGCUGCUGAGUUUAACACACUCUAUCACUGGCAUCCCCUUCUGCCGGACACCGUUCAAAUUGAUGACAACCAAUACAACUAUCAACAGUUUAUCUACAACAACUCUAUAUUACUGGAACAUGGACUGACCCAGUUUGUUGAAUCAUUCACCAAACAAAUUGCUGGAAGGGUUUCUGGUGGCAGGAAUCUUCCAUCUGCAGUACAAAAAGUAGCAAAGGCCUCAAUUGACCACAGCAGACAGAUGAGAUACCAGUCUUUCAAUGAGUACCGCAAGCGCUUUUCGCUGAAGCCCUAUUCAUCAUUUGAAGAACUUACAGGAGAGAAGGAAAUGGCUGCAGAGCUGGAAGCCCUCUAUGGUGACGUUGAUGCUAUGGAGUUUUAUCCUGCCCUUCUGGUGGAAAAGCCUCGUCCGGAUGCCAUCUUUGGGGAGACCAUGGUGGAAGUUGGAGCACCAUUCUCCUUGAAAGGACUUAUGGGUAAUGCUAUAUGUUCUCCUGACUACUGGAAGCCGAGCACUUUUGGUGGAGAAGUAGGUUUUAAAAUCAUCAACACUGCCUCAAUUCAGUCUCUCAUCUGCAAUAAUGUGAAGGGCUGUCCCUUUACCUCAUUCAACGUUCCAGACCCAGAGCUCACCAAAACAGUCACCAUAAAUGCAAGCGCCUCUCGCUCUGGACUAAACGAUAUCAAUCCCACAGUACUGCUGAAAGAACGUUCAACUGAGCUGUAGAAGUCAAAUGAUCAUAUUUAUUUAUUUAUGUGAACCAUGUCUUUUAACUUAAUUAUUUAAUAUUUAUAUUAAACU